This is a messenger RNA of Annulohypoxylon truncatum, 1523 nucleotides long. RefSeq lists its product as uncharacterized. The record is from RefSeq and is a predicted model, not a curated record. Bases 117 to 1382 code for a protein of 421 amino acids. NCBI's taxonomy places the organism in Eukaryota, Fungi, Ascomycota, Sordariomycetes, Xylariales, Hypoxylaceae. The transcript has a single exon.
CUACAUCUCAAUACCCCUUCUAACUAAUCACACUCGACGAACCUACGGGACCUAAUACCCAGCUCAACUCAAUCCUCGAGAUAGAUAACUAUCAGUAGCUACAAGCCGAAUACACCAUGGCUACAUCCCUUGCCCAGCUGGGCGUCCAGUACAUGGCCUCAACCGGGAGUUGUGUCGUCGACAUGGCCGCCAUGCAUAGCCUGUUCGACUCUUGCAGCACUAUCCACAUCCGCGUGCCGGAAAAUCAGCACCGCAUCGACGUCCACUCGAAUAUGAUCUGUAUUAAACCGACGCAGCCGGAACCCGGCGCCUAUCGCGAACAGUACAUGUACCCAAGCUUACAAUCGCCUACAAAUGCCCCCCAGGCGCCGCCAAAGCAGCAGCAGCAGAAGCGACCUCCUUCCAUGAACGGACCGGAUGAUAAUCCGCAGGGCCCGUUGCCGGGAACUAAGGGUGGUGAUGGAGAAAUCGACGGUCCUAUGCGUCCCGACGUACCUGAUGACGGUGAAAGCCCAUCGACGACUGCACACACGUACGUCAGACCGGGAUAUACGUAUACUUCGUCCGGCGCUUCCACGUUGACUACCCAAGUCACUCGCCUACAAUCCUCGGCUCUCUCGCCUUCCUUAUCUGCGUCUGCCACAACUACUACAGCCGAACGCUUUUUCAUCACCACCAGCGCUAGCGCUACUCCCACACCUUCGCCCCAGGAACAAGCAACUCACGUCCCCGUCCUUGAUACGCCACCCAGCCCCAGCGCGCCAGUCGAACGCCCAGAUGUGCCUCGACCGGCGGCACCUCCCCCUCCACCUGCGCCCGAGAUCAUCGCGCCGCCACCUCCGCCGGCGCCGGAGUACUGCGGCACGACGUACGUCAAGAUGGACGUGACGACGAUCCAGACCCUGGACCCGCACGACCUGGACCUGUACCUGAACCUGCUGGGUAUCACGGGCAUCGGGCUGGACCUGGACCACGGCGUGGGCGGCCUCGUGUCCGGGCUCCUGGGGGGCGCGGUCGACGACGACGAGACGAGGGAGCUUCAUCACGAGUUGGAGCACUCGUACCGCGUAAGGUGCGGGGUUGGGGAGAUGCAUGGGUUUGAGGAGGGGAGUGAAUGGAAGGCGGAGUGGAAGGGCGAGUGGAAGGGGGAGAGGGGCAGGGUCACGACGACGAAGACGCAGACGGGUUGUCUGGAGGAGUGCGAGAAGGGGGCUAUUGGGAAGGCGAGGGGUGGUGAGGUUAAGGAGUGUUUGGGGGCUGCGUUUAAUAGGGGGUUGACGAGCGAGAAUUGUAAGUUUUGGACCGGGGGCAAGGAUGAGUUUUUGCCUGUGGAGAGGCUGAGGGCGGGGGAGGCUGGGGAGUGGGAUUUGGUUUAUUUAUGAGAGGGUUAAUCUAGGCUGUGGGUGGAUGGGGAGUGGAGGUGUUUGCUUCUUAUGAUUGAAUGUUGCGGUUCCUUCGAUGUUUUCAUUUGGCCUCGUUUUUAUCUAGCGUUCAAGUAUUUUCGUGUUGGGGAUGUAAAAGGG